GACCCCCCAGUGUUUUCUUCAAUCCUGGCCGCCUGCAAUUACAUUUCAACAAGCGUUCUGGGAAGCACUUCCAGCGAACUUCAGUUCGUUCUGCUCUACAUGGUUCUGUGUGCACUUGGUUGCAUGUCCUACUACGUCACAGCUAUCCCGAGCGUCUUCGUCGUGCUCAACAAGAUGAGGAAGCACAGCCUCAUGUUGGAGCAAAUGGCUCGCUUUGACAUGAGGGCGGCCAAAUGUUCCUUGGAGUCAGACCGAGACGUGGUUGAGAAACGCCUCAGUGAGCUUCUUUGUAUGCGAACGGGUGCGACCAACUGUUCGACAGUGAGCAAUCUUGAGCCUGACGUAGCCUCUAUGGAUUUGAAGGAACCCUUCCUGAUGGCGCAGAACGCGGAACCGCUGGAUUACUUCAAUGGAUACGUGCGAGGGCCUCUACGUGAGGCCGUGCUUGAGAAGAUUGGCGACACCAUGCGUGUUCCCUAUCACUUGUGCUUGGUGACAUCGCUGCCCAUGGCCUUUUUCGCCUUGGUGGAUGUGCUCAGCUGCAGCGGCGUGGACUGCCAGGUGAAUGCAGAUGAGUUGGAUCUGCCAGUUUGGGUCUAUAUGGGAACUCUGGCAUGCUUCUGGCUUCUCAACUUCUUCAUAGUCUACCCCAUUGCGCAGCCAAACUUGUUUCGGAUGUUGCGAUGCAUAUGCUCCAUUGUUCGCUGCUUUUCCACCAGGGUACUGCUUGGAUUGAUCAGUGCAGCGUUCCUCUACACGUACAUCUUUCUUUGCAGCGGCCUUCUUCUCGGCCUGAUCACCAUUUCCGCGCGGACUUUACGGGGCCAGUGGCUUCUGUUUCUCCUCCUCUUCGUCAUCUUCCUGGCAGCACAGCUUUGGGUAACGUUCAGAGCGCAUUCGUGGUGGAGAUGA
Symbiodinium pilosum is the source of this 912-nucleotide messenger RNA. The record is from the annotation of a GenBank genome assembly. NCBI's taxonomy places the organism in Eukaryota, Dinophyceae, Suessiales, Symbiodiniaceae.